Messenger RNA from Aphanomyces invadans, 1293 nucleotides. RefSeq lists its product as hypothetical. Lineage: Eukaryota; Oomycota; Saprolegniomycetes; Saprolegniales; Verrucalvaceae. The coding region runs from base 23 to 1135 and encodes 370 amino acids. Gene Ontology annotation, molecular function: carbohydrate binding; hydrolase activity, hydrolyzing O-glycosyl compounds. The transcript is spliced from 3 exons. The record is from RefSeq and is a predicted model, not a curated record. Gene Ontology annotation, biological process: carbohydrate catabolic process.
GUGACUCCAAACCGGAUCUUCCAUGCAGUCUGUUGAUGGCAACGGGCAUCGUGUGCAUGAGGGUCAGUCAUGCAAGUUCGCGGCGCAUCAUCCCCUGAGUUACGCUGUCUAUCACUUGCAUCCAUCAGAGCACGUUCACAUUGAUGGCAAGUUGGAAGAGGACGCGUGGACGGCGGCUCAGUGGACCGCACCCUUCACAGAUAUCAUCGGCCCGAAGCACUGGAGUCAACCGUGGUUCGAGACUCGAGUCAAGAUGCGUUACGAUGAUACGUUCCUGUAUGUGGGAGCGUAUAUACAAGACACAGAUGUAUGGGCCACCCUCACGAAGCGCAAUUCGGUUGUGUUUACCGACAACGACUUUGAGAUCUUUGUCGACCCAGUGGGGACGACGCACAAUUACAAGGAGUUCGAAGUAAAUGCGCUCAACACGACAUGGAACCUCUUCCUGAACAAGCCUUACCGUGACGGCGGCGCCGAAAACUCCACGAGGGUGGACCCAGUCCACGGAUUUGAUAUGCUGCCAUGGGGCCUCCGCAGUGCCGUCUACACCAAAGGCCGCGUGAACGACCCGAAUCAGCACGUGCAUUACUGGACGGUGGAAGUGGCGUUGCCGCUGGCUGCGCUGGCCUGGAACACAACGGCGGUCGUGCCGCCGAUGCUCGGUUCGUCCUGGCGCAUCAACUUCUCCCGCGUCGAGUGGACCGUGGAAGUCAAAAAUGGACGAUACGAAAAGACCAAGAAUUUGCCCGAGGACAACUGGGUGUGGAGUCCCCAAGGCGACGUGGCCAUGCACAAACCUGAGAUGUGGGGGUACCUGGACUUCGUCCAGCAGAACGAUUCCCCCGUUGCCCUGAAGGAAGACUUGGAAUUCCCUGCACGAUACCAAGCAUUUGCAAUCUACUACGCCCAGAAGGCCUUCUUGGCGCAAUACAACCGAUACGCUGACACCCUCGACGAUCUCCUCCCGUGGAUUGCAGACAAGGACGUGUUGUCGUGUCUCCAUGUGGUCUACAUGUCCGCGACGGCCGAUCGAUUCCACGCCGGGACGUUGGCAUUUGGAUACACGGCUCACAUCCGAUACGAUUCCUUUAUAUACGUAACGACGGCAUCGAGCGGCGCGGCGGCUUUGGCGUAGAUGCCGUGUAACAAGUAUACAUCUGCACGCCCCUGAUGCUCAUGACGACCAUGCAUGUUAGCCGCAGCGCAUGAAGCGAACGAUGCAUUCUGGAGUGCGGCGGCACAACGACAUAAGCACAAAAUGGUCACAGUAUUUGACGGAUGCGUCCAACGGCG